UAUUGUGCUUCAUUACAAAAAGAUGGUUUCAGUUUUAAAAGUAUUAAAUGUUGCAAAAAAUUUUAAAACUAUUAUUAAUAGCGCCGCCAGCACAUCUAUUUCAAAUGUAUUAUUAACCAGAAUACUAUACAAACAACAAAAUGUGAAAUCUACUGUUUUGGGGGCAGUGACGGCGCGGUCAUUUCAUUCAACAAGCCAAUGUCGAGGUUUAAUGGAAUUCUUCGAUGACCCUAAAAACUGGCCAGAAAAUGAGGUGAAAGUUGGUCGUGCUUGGAAACUGGAAGAGUUACGUAUCAAAUCAAACAAAGAAUUGCAUCAAUUGUGGUAUAUUCUUCUCAAAGAGCGGAACAUGCUGCUUACAAUGGAGCAUGAAUGCAAUGACAAAAUGGAAUUAUUUCCUAGUCCAGAACGUUUAGAUAAGGUAAAAAUAUCAAUGGAAAAUCUAGAAUCAGUCGUCCGUGAAAGAAAUAAGGCCUACCAUCUACUUGAAACAGGCGAAACCGGUGAACGCCCAAGUCGCGUAGUAUCCAAUCAACUAGGUAUUCGCUACUUAUACAGAUCCUGUGAACACGUAUUGCCCCCUUAUAUGAACGUCAAAUGGAUAAAAUCGCGAAAUAUUGGUUUCGGUGGACGAGCGGUGCGCAAAUUCUUGUUAUUGUACCGUGAGAAACUCUACAAUGUAAAACGCAAAGCCAAGAAUCGUUCCCGCAACGAAGUCAUGAUGAUGUUACGACGUAACCCGAACAUAGAUGUCCAUAUGUUGCGGCGUAAGUAUCCAGAUGUGGACAUUGAUAAGUUGUUGAGAGAUGAUAAAACUCGUGGACACUCUGUGCCUAAGGUCGAUGUCUGAAUAAGUUGUAACGAAAUAAUAAAAUGUUUUGUAUAAAUAAGAAAAGUGUAUUUUAUCUAGUACCAACAGG
This is a messenger RNA of Rhagoletis zephyria (snowberry fruit fly), 920 nucleotides long. It is a transcript of the gene mRpL47, whose product is annotated as mitochondrial ribosomal protein L47. Gene Ontology annotation, biological process: mitochondrial translation. Gene Ontology annotation, molecular function: structural constituent of ribosome. Gene Ontology annotation, cellular component: mitochondrial ribosome; mitochondrial large ribosomal subunit. NCBI's taxonomy places the organism in Eukaryota, Metazoa, Arthropoda, Insecta, Diptera, Tephritidae. The record is from RefSeq and is a predicted model, not a curated record.